AUGUCUCUUGCUCGCGCGUUUACAACCAGGAAGGCAAGGAAGCAGCUCGAUGUCGCCGCUCCUUCACCAACUUCGCAACGAGCCUUAACCCCAAAGUUUCCUUAUGGUACUAUCAACCGCGCCCAGAUUUCAGGCCCGACUGAGCUUCUUUCUACCACCAAUAUGUUGUCCUACAAUGCUCCGGAUCUCUUUCCAAAAGAUGCCAGUAAACGAAUUGCAUCUAGCAGCACUGCAUCAACCCAUUCCGGAGAAGAGUCAGAUACCUCGCGGAUGACGAACUCGACUAACUUGACUUCGGCCGACACAUUGUCAAUCGAAUCUCGGUCACCAAUAACUCCAGCAACGGACCCUCUUUCAGCAUUCAACUUUGGCAAGAAAUCCAUUGAGAUCGCAUCUGUCGGUGAAGCACCUGGCAUACCACAGAGAGCUCCUUCGCACACUAAGAAGAACCACGAAAUCAUAUCGCGCAAAAACUCAGUCGUAAGAAUGGCAUCACCAAAGAGCGCUUCGACUGUUAGAUCGACAGUGCAUAUGUUCUCGGCAAAUAUCGAGGAAGCAGCAGCUGCUGAACCACAUCCUUUUGGCAAUGAACUCGCUCAAGUCACUGAGAUUGCUGAGGAAUACGGCAUCACCCAGGAAACCUUAGCGGUUGUCGACGAGGAAGAACAAGAGUUGAUAUCGAGAGGAUUAUUCAAAUUUAGAGCCGAAGACUACAUGAGCGAAAUACAAGGAUUAUUCAUGAGUGCUUUCGGUGAAGUCAAACCUACUAUAGGACCGCUUGACGCUACCCUUCAAAACUUCGAUGUACAUACUUUAUUACCAUUCGUCACUUGA
This is a messenger RNA of Sclerotinia borealis F-4128, 834 nucleotides long. NCBI's taxonomy places the organism in Eukaryota, Fungi, Ascomycota, Leotiomycetes, Helotiales, Sclerotiniaceae. The record is from the annotation of a GenBank genome assembly.